Molecule: messenger RNA, 5153 nt
Organism: Stegostoma tigrinum
Lineage: Eukaryota; Metazoa; Chordata; Chondrichthyes; Orectolobiformes; Stegostomatidae
Gene: rnf41
Product: ring finger protein 41
Exons: 6
Coding region: 443-1399 (318 amino acids)
Biological process (GO): protein K63-linked ubiquitination; regulation of canonical NF-kappaB signal transduction; positive regulation of JNK cascade
Cellular component (GO): plasma membrane signaling receptor complex
Molecular function (GO): zinc ion binding; ubiquitin protein ligase activity
Source: RefSeq, a predicted model, not a curated record
UGGUAUUAUUUUUAUUCUGCAGUUGUUGCUAGCCUCUCCCAUUGUUUCACUCAAAACAGAGUGAAACUUUUCAUUGUAGAAGGCAAUCGGAGAAGCGAGGCUUUGUGUUACUGCGGCAUAGCCGGGAAGAAUUGGGGAAAAUGUUUACUUUGCCCAAAUUCAUCUCUACAUGUUGGCUUACUUCCAACCCAGGAUAUCUGAUGCCAUUAAAAUAACGGAUGUGCACCGUUGUGCGGCUUGCUGCUGUACUACAUUAAAGCUGCAUUCUGCUCCCAUUUACCCUGAGUCCUCUGUUUGACUGGAGAGAUUAGUGUUAAGAUCAGGAGUUUUUUUUACAGGACUGCAAAUUAGUCUUUCGAAAAGAACUUCGUACACAAACAUUGUGUUUUCCAGAAAAGUUGUCUGAAAUGCAGAAACUCCUGAGGCUGUUGCAGUAUGAACCAUGGGGUAUGACGUCAAUCGGUUUCAGGGCGAGGUGGAUGAAGAUUUGAUUUGCCCAAUUUGUAGUUGGGUUUUGGAAGAACCUGUACAAGCACCACACUGUGAGCAUGCUUUCUGUAAUGCCUGCAUCACCCAGUGGUUCUCCCAGCAGCAGACCUGCCCAGUGGAUCGCAGUGUUGUUACUCUAGCCCACCUUCGACCUGUUCCCCGCAUCAUGCGGAACAUGCUGUCCAAACUUCAGAUCACCUGCGACAACGCCAGCUACGGCUGUACGGCUGUGGUGCGGCUCGACCAGUUGACCUCUCACCUCAACGAUUGCGAGCACAAUCCGAAGCGACCUGUGACCUGUGAGCAGGGAUGUGGAUUAGAAAUGCCUAAAGAUGAACUACCAAACCACAACUGUACCAAACACCUUCGCACAGUGGUACUUCAACAACAGGGGAAAAUCGCAGAACUGGAGAAGGCUUCAGCAGAGCAUAAACAUCAGUUGGCAGAGCAGAAACGAGACAUUCAACUUUUGAAAGCGUACAUGAGGGCUAUCCGCAGUGCAAACCCAAAUCUACAGAACUUGGAGGAAACCAUUGAGUACAAUGAGAUCCUAGAGUGGGUCAAUUCAUUGCAACCUGCUAGAGUAACCCGCUGGGGUGGCAUGAUCUCCACCCCUGAUGCAGUUCUGCAAGCAGUCAUUAAGCGGUCUCUCAUAGACAGCGGGUGCCCAAUGUCCAUAGUCAAUGAUCUCAUCGAAAACGCACACGAGAGGAACUGGCCUCAGGGCCUGGCCACUUUAGAGACUCGUCAAAUGAACCGCAGGUACUACGAGAACUAUGUAGCUAAACGAAUCCCAGGGAAGCAGGCAGUGGUGGUGAUGGCGUGUGAGAACCAACACAUGGGAGAGGACAUGAUCAUGGAACCUGGUCUGGUGAUGAUCUUUGCUCAUGGUGUGGAAGAAAUCUUUUAGAACAAACAGUGUGUUCCUUUUUGUUUGAAUGAAGUUCAUAAUGAGAAGAAAGCAAGACUUGGCCUUGCCCUAACUAGAAUAUCUUCAGUGGAAAACGUAUUCUGCAGAGUCUUCACAUCUAUUUGCAUUAUGGACUAUUUGACCAAUGGCUUUUAUGCAGCUCAAAAGCUGGCUUAAAGAAUGAGAGCUUGCAGCUUACAGAACACUUGUCACAACCAUUUUUAAUUUAUUCUUCCAAGAUUAAAAGACUAAAGGCAAGAAGUACAAUUCUGAUGUCCAUUCCAGUUCCUGCUGCCACAUGAAAAAACUAGCAUUUGUGGCACUAUUUCACCUUACUGGUAGUGGUUUGUGUUAUGCUCUGAUACCUGAUUCACUUGUUUGUUUGUUUCUUUGCCUUGUUGCAAACAGAAAAUAGUGGACAAUAUUUCUAUUGUAGAAGCUGCUGCUAUACUGUGGUCGAGUGUAGGAUAUAAAAGUGUUUCUGUGAUUGUUUUGGAGGAAAAGUCUUUUCAGGUUGCUCUGUUUGAGCAGAGCUCACAGACAAACUUUAAAACAGAUUUUAGUCCUGUAUGUACUAUACGGCUUAACAUCCACUAAAGCAAUCAAAAUGACUCUGAUUUGCUGCAAACAAAACUGUCAAUGUUCAGGCAUGAUUAAAAAUGGUUUUUGCAAGACCCAAGUGGGAUGUGGGGUAAUAUGUGGAACGUGAAUAAUCACUUGAAGUGUGGUUUACUAAGUGCCCAGUCAGGGGGUGAGAUGAAUUGAAUUUGCAACUGCUACAGGGCAUUGCAAUUGCAUUCACUUUUUUUAAUUUGCUUUGACCCUAUACCAAUAUUAAUCACCUUUUAAUCUAAAUCCUACCUUCUCUUGGAUUUGCCUUGAACUGAAUUAUUAACCUUGAUGUCAAAUGACUUCUGAACAGAGUCUUGUGCAAGAAUGGCCAAAAUUGGAGUGAUGUGCCUCCAGUGGUGGAACAACAAAAAGAUUUGGCCUUUUUUAAAAAUAAAUGAUCCUGUAACUAAUCCUGCUUUUAAAAUCCUGUAAGUAUUUUAUUGUGUGAUGUAGUCAGGAUGCCAUCUUGAUUUUGAAACACCCUCUACAAAUACCUGAAGAGGUGUGUGUGUGUGUGUGUGUGUGCGCGCGCGCGCGCGCAAUGGAUAUCGAAUGCAUGAUUGCCGGCCACAAAGUUACAAUGAAGGCUGAGCUAGUACAGGAUUGCAAAAAAAAACAAAAAUGAAAGGGAUAGUAGAAAGCCCAAGUAUAAUGUGUACGUUUUUAAAAAGAAAUGUAAUUCACUUGGCUUUGUUUCAGUGGAACUGACUGAAGUAGGUAUCAGUACUUUAGUAACUACCUAAUACUGGACAUUUUAACUGACUUCAAAUGGGAGCUAUGCUUCCCUCCUGUCCCUGCUCCAGCUGCAAAUUAUUAUACUUUGACCCAAAGCAGCCAAGAAUAAUCAGACCAAUUGCCACUGGCAAGAGGUUUUGAAUAUGGUGCUUCAAAUCCUGACUUGAGGGGUAAGGGGGAGAAUGUUGUUAAUCUAUACAUUCUAGUUAGAGUUUAUGUUUGUACAUAUUUCGAUUUAAAAUCUUGCUGUUCGGGAAUUUUUUUUGCUUUGUCCACAAAUUGGUAAAUUCUCUCCCUCAGUAUUCAAAAUUUGAAGUUUACAAAAACCCUUGCAAGUGUGAAACAUGGUUUAACCUUUCGUUAGGGUUUGAAACUGGGUCUGUGGGAUUGAUUCAGUCCUGGGCAGUUGUUUUUUUUUUUAAAAGGUGAGUUCAGAUCCAGCAAAUCUUUAUCAUCGUCCCUUGUGCAGUUCCUAUGCCUUUCAAACUGUAGGGAAAGCUUGUCCAAUAUUCUUGAAUGUAUAUCAUUUUUGAGCACAAAUCUAGGAUUAUAUUGCUUGAGGUUUGUUUCAGAAGGCUAAUAAUUACAUUAUUUAUUUUGGGGUUUUUUGAGGUUAAAAGAGGACUUUGUGUUUAGACAACAUGAAGGAAUACUCUUUCUAUUCAAUUUGGGGCUGGACUCAGGAAUGUCAUAACGUCCAUCCAAGGAAGUGUCACACUUUUUUUUUCUCUCUCUCUCCAUGGGAUCCACUGAAGUGUCUAAACCUUGUGCCACCUGGAUUCUGUGUUGAAUGUUAUUCAGCAAGCUAAAAGCUAGUUUUACGUCUGAUUUCCGGUAAUAAUCAGUACAGAUAUUAUGUCCUGCAUCGUAAAUGCUCUUGCAGGGCUUAAAAUACAAAUUUAUGCACCAAGGUUUGUAGUAAACGACAUGACUGUGACAUUCCCCCUGCACAUCGAGGGACCUCAUGACCUGUUAUUUUUCUACAAGCGACUGGUAAUUUAACUGCAAAAAUGUGUUGAAGACUUGCCUCUCCAAGUUUAAGUUUUUUUUAAAAUAAUUGGUUUGCAACAUGUGUUACACAGUCCCCUUUUUUUUUGGAUGUUUCAGUUUGGAUCUCAACGUGGCUUGAUGUUGCUUACAAAAAUGAAACCUCCAGCUGGGCUAGGUACUCAUCUGGGUGGCCAUGGGCAGAAAGAUAGUUUCUGGAAUUAUUGUCUGGUUCUGCUUUUUUUUUAAAAAACAUCUUCUGUACAUCCUCCCUUCCUGAAAUUGAUCUGUGACAAAAAUGAUUGUGUGCCCUUGAUUAAGAUCUGUCCUCAUGCAGUCAGAAAGGAUUUGUCUUUAAAUCACCUGGUAAUGUGCCGAAAGCUAUAGUAGUGAUGACAGCUUACAAAUAAGUCUGUUUUCAUUUUGAGUGCCAAGUAAUCUGCCUAAUCAUAAAGGAGCUCUUUCCAUUUCCAGCUUUACAUCCUUGUCUUUGGGACUAAACAAAGCUACCUGAGAAUAUCCUCAUGGGAGAUAAUCUAUGUCUUUCUCCCUCUUUUUGUUUUGAAAUUUUCUUCUACUCUAUCCCUCCUUUCUACUCUCCUUCCUCCUCUCCUGCUCACACUCUCUGCAUAUCCCUGUCAAGGAGGAGCUGGUGGCCAUCUGGUCCCAAAUUGCUAUUCUACAUCUUAUUGAGGGGCUUUUGAGGGCAUUCCAGAUAGGCUUGAUCUUUUUGAUUUUUGAUACACUUUCCAGUUAUGGUCAUUGCUUUAAAAGCAGUUAGCAGUAGUACCCCAAUGUGUUUUGUCCCUCCAUAACCUGAGGAUGCUGAGGUCAACUAUAAUCUCUUCAAUUGCUGUCCAGUCUGAGAUUGACUGACUACCUCUGCUCAGAGCAGAAGUUUAAUUUCUUAGUUACAUUGGGGAGGAGGGGUAUGGAAAUCAUCUACCUAGCCUCUCGGACCUUUUUAAAGUAACUUCCAAUGUGAUAGAUGGAAAAGCAGAAUUUGGUCACUACAUUAAUCCUCUCGGAACUAUUGUCCUGCAGCAGCCAAUUGGAAUAAUUAUCUAUUGGAUAAUAUACAUAGAAAAUCAAAUAGUAUUUUAGAAACUGUUAUCUUGCAGUAAAACAAGCAAACUUAUAUGAAGUGUUUUUUUAAAAUGUUGCUCCAGAAAACAAUUCAGUGCUUUUUUUUUUAAAUUUUAUAAAGCUGUGUAUUGUCUCACUGUGCGUGUCUUUUUAAAGUGAACCUGAUUACACUACACAAGUUUAUUUUGUGAUUGGAGAAUGUUUGCAGUCCAGAAUUGACUCCUGUAGCUGAUUAGUUGUGAUGUAUUUGAAAAGCUGUGGCACUUGGUAUUAAUGAUGAACAAAACACUUUUUUUUUCAUAAAUUAUCUGUGAAAUAAAACUCAUAGUAUGUA